Messenger RNA from Epinephelus moara (kelp grouper), 15259 nucleotides. It is a transcript of the gene ncanb, whose product is annotated as neurocan b. The record is from RefSeq and is a predicted model, not a curated record. Lineage: Eukaryota; Metazoa; Chordata; Actinopteri; Perciformes; Serranidae. Gene Ontology annotation, biological process: cell adhesion. Gene Ontology annotation, molecular function: calcium ion binding; hyaluronic acid binding. The transcript is spliced from 16 exons. The coding region runs from base 345 to 4445 and encodes 1366 amino acids.
AGGUGAGCACCACUCUGGCGCUCAUCCACUCAUCGCGGCUGCCGCCUCGGCUCGUCUCCGAAAGAAGCGCGGACACUGCUCGAGACAGUCACCCAUUGCAUGCAAAACAAUUUAUAUAUACCGGUGCCUCCUGGGUCUGUGCCUCCCCUACCCGACACCUAUAGCUGCUUCGUUUUCACCCGCUCUUGCAGGGGCUUUUUACGCGCCGUUGGAUGGUUCGGCUCCCCUCGUCUGUGGCGCUGUACCACCUGCACCGUGUCAGACCGGCGCUCCUGCUUUAAGGCUGCUGCAUCGCUCUACAUUCCUGAGGACUGGACCUCACUUCAUCCGAAAGGUGCAGCAGGAUGCAGGGAGCACUGCCUGUGUGUGGACUGCAGCCCCUGCUGGCCCUCCUUCUGCUUCAAACUGCGGGCUGCGGCAUAACCAACGCCGACACUGUGGUGAAUAUGCGGAAGGUGACCCAUCAGACCAUUAGCGAGGAGCUGUCCAAAACCGUUCUCCUCCCCUGCCUCUUCACCCUCCGCCCCAGUGCCAGCUCAUCUCAUGAGCCCCCCAGGAUCAAGUGGACCAAGGUUUGGGGCCAGAGAGGCUCCGAUGGCCUGCAGAAGGAACAGUCGGUCCUGGUGGCCAAAGACAACGUGGUCAAGGUGAAGAAGGCUUUCCAGGGUCGUGUCACGCUGCCUGGUUACAGUGAGAACCGCUACAACGCCAGUCUUGCUCUGUCAGGGCUACGGUCCAGCGACUCUGGUCUGUACCGCUGUGAGGUCGUGGUGGGCAUCAGUGACGAGCAGGACACAGUUCCCCUGGAGGUCACAGGUGUGGUAUUUCACUACCGAGCCCCUCACGACCGAUACGCCCUGUCCUUCGCUGACGCCAAGAGAGUGUGUGUGGAGAACUCAGCAGUCAUCGCAUCGCCCGGCCAGCUGCAGGCGACCUUCGCUGAUGGAUAUGACAACUGUGAUGCCGGCUGGCUGUCUGACCAGACUGUACGGUAUCCCAUCCAGUCGCCUCGGCCCGGUUGCUAUGGCGAUCGUGAGGACUCACCUGGAGUCCGUAACUACGGCGAUAGGUCCCCUGAUGAGCUGUUUGAUGUCUACUGCUUCGCUAAGCAGCUUCAAGGUGAAGUCUUCCACUCCACAGUGCCAGAUAAGUUGAGCCUGGCCACAGCCUCCACCCACUGCCACGCCCUUGGAGCCCAGCUAGCCACUGUCGGGCAGCUCUACCUCGCCUGGCAGGCCGGCCUGGACCAGUGUGACCCUGGCUGGCUUGCAGACGGCAGCGCCCGCUACCCUAUCAACGUCCCGCGGAAGAACUGCGGCGGAGACGAGCCCGGGGUGCGGACUGUCUACAACAACCCCAACCGCACUGGCUUCCCCGACACCACGGCCCUGUACGACGCCUUCUGCUACCGAGCCCACCAGCCAGCGGGGGUCCAGGCUGCAGAGGCACAGGCUUUUUACCAGGCCCCAAACCCAGCAGCAGAGGCCAUCCCUUCUGUCACCGAAGCCCAGCGUAGUAGUGCCCCUUUCCCCAAAACUUCUACCUGGACUGGCUUGGUUGACUUGGAGAGCACAGGAGUCCACUCUAUUGCUGGGAUCAACAGCUCUGCUGAGAUCUCCGAAGAGCAUGUCGUCAUCCACUUAAGGCCAGAGGAGGGCUGGGGUGAAAAACAGGAUGGACCCAUAACCAGCCAACCCAGCCUGGAGGAGUCUGACGCCCCAAAGAGUAGCAACGCCAUGGGCCUUUCUGACCUCGAGACCCUGGAGAGCCAUGGAGGCUCUGCUCACGAAGAACAAGACGCUGGCUAUUUUGGAUCAUCUGACACCCCAACACCAUCCUCCAUGGCUUCCUCCACUCCUCAGCCUCAGACUAGUAACAGUGUGUUGGCUGAGUUUGUUCACACUCUGAUGAGGCCCUUCAGGUACUGGAGAGGAGGAGAGGAGGUAGAGGAGACAGAAAAGAGGCUUUCAGAGCUCGAGGAAAAAGCAGGAGAGAACCAGACGCAGGGAGAGGCAUCCAGCAGAAAUCUGAGUGUACCAAAACCAAGUGGAAACAAGGGAAGCAUGGACAAUGCCAUUAUGGAGCACAGGAGUGGUGGUUUCUCCUUCAGGACUCCUAGCAGUGGACUACAGAAUCCACAGGAAGGGCUGUCUGAGCAGGAGAAAGAGGUGAUGCCGCUGGUUCGAUUAGUGCCUGCAGUCAAAAGCACAAGGCAAAACGAUACCACGACUCCGCCGGGAGAACAAGCCUCCAGCACUACUGCAGCAAACCCUCCAUCCAGCAGUAACGAAUUCACUGCAUCAGGACCCAAAGAGAGAUCACCACCCAGUGAACAUGUCAACAUACCUGGCCCUCAGGGUCCCAGAGGAGGCCCAGCCUCUCCUCCCGCCCCCAGCAGCCACUUUCGAUGGGCCAUCAAAUCAAUGCGUGGCUCCAAACUUGGCCCCCCUGGAAAUGUGGCCUAUGUGGGCAAACGUCCCACGUGGGAGCCUAUGGAGGCCAAAGCAGGGCCACUUGAGGUGAUGACCCUGCCCACUUCCCUUCGACAGGACAACCCAGAAAACUAUUCAGGCCAGGGAAAGGACCAGGAUGGAGAGGAUCCGAGCACUCCAUCAGCUGCCAGAACUGCAUCAGGAGAGGAGAAGGAGAUCGAGGGGAGCAGUGAAGGGAGCAACUUUCCUGGUGGGUUUGGAUUGACAGGCAACAACUUGGACAGCGGUGGUGUCAAACUGAGUUCUGAAAAAAAGUCCUCACUCAGCCAAGGCCAGACUGAGGUUGUGACUGUGGCAGAGCACACCACUCUGUCCCAGUGGCAGCCGGUGCAGCAGCCCACCACCCCACCUCAGGGCCCCCAGGAGUCUGACACAGCAGAGGAGGCCAGGGGGGAGGUCCUCUACAUCCGCCGACCCACUGAUACCAUCUCCUCUGCUUCUUCAUGGAGGGGAGAAAGUAGUUCAAAUUCAGGUUUCACUCCUCUUUUUAGGAAGAACAGCAAAAACAAUAGCAGAAAGGAGGUGGUGACUUCCACGCCUGAAGCCCUAAUGGAGGUGCUGACAACCACUGAGGUGACCACAGUGGAGCUUCUGACUACUAGAGACACGCAGAGGACGGAUCCUAUCACCAGAGCAAUCACCACAGAAAAUUCCUCAGAGAGCGCCACCUUAGAGGAGUCGUCUAUUUCCAUUUCUUGGGUUCGGGAAGAGACGGAGAAAACAACCCCCAACCCACAGGACCGUCUCUCAGCUACUCUAGCACCCGGAUCUCAAACGACUACUGGUGUCAUUCAGUUGACCACCUUCGCGUCAGACUCCAACGUUGGCGCCACACAAAUGGAAUCCAGGUCGGCAGUGUCUGAGUCCUUCAUUGUUGGGAGUCGGUGGACACCUUUCAAAGGCAUGAGCCCAAAGUCGGAGGAACACAAAGCUCCGGUGUCGACAGGCAACAAAGACAAAGACACAAACAACCCUUUCGGCAUCCUUGUACCCAACUGGGCCUUUGGGCUAAUCCCAUCAGUGGAGAACAACCCAUGCCAGACCAACCCCUGUCUCCACGGAGGGAGCUGCCUGCAGGAAGGUGAUGGCUAUAGCUGCUACUGUCCUCAGGGCUUCUCAGGAGAGAGCUGCGAGAUCGACAUUGAUGACUGCCAGUCUAAUCCAUGCCAGAACGGAGGAACCUGCAUCGAUGAGAUCAACUCCUUUGUGUGUCUUUGUCUGCCCAGCUACGGGGGAGCUACUUGCGAGAAAGACACUGAGGGCUGCGAGCACACGUGGAGGAAGUUCCACGGCCACUGCUACAGGUACUUCACCCGGAGACACACCUGGGAAGACGCCGAGAAAGACUGCAGGGAGCACAGCGGCCACCUGGCCAGUAUCCACAGUCUGGCCGAGCAGAACUUCAUCAGAGGUCUCAGCCAUGACAACACCUGGAUCGGGUUAAACGAUCGUACAGUGGAGGACGACUUUCAGUGGACCGACAAGAUGGACCUGCAAUAUGAGAACUGGCGUGAAAACCAGCCCGACAACUUCUUUGCUGGAGGAGAAGACUGCGUGGUGAUGAUUGCUCAUGAGAAUGGCAAAUGGAACGACGUGCCCUGCAACUACAAUCUGCCUUACGUCUGCAAGAAGGGAACAGUGCUUUGCGGAGCCCCACCCACUGUGGAGAAUGCCUUCCUGAUUGGUCGGAAGCGCUCCCACUAUGAUAUCCACUCUGUAGCGCGCUACCAGUGCACCGAAGGCUUCCUGCAGCGCCACGUGCCCACUGCUAAGUGUCGUGCCAACGGCAAGUGGGACCGGCCUAAAAUCAUCUGCAUAAAAUCCCGACGAGCCCACCGCUACCGGCGCCACCACCACAAGGGCAGGAGGGAGCGCAGGAAGCACAAGAGGCACGGCCACAGAGAGGGAGGCCACCACGGAGGAGAGCUGGGCCACAACCGCGCCCACGUCUGAACCAAAAAAAAAAACCCACCCACCCCCUUUCCUUUUUCUCCUCUGCUGCCAGCUGCGGUUUGCCUGUCUCCCUGUCGUCCCUUCCUCUCCUCGCCCCAUUUCCCCAAACACUCUUUCACACCUUCCAGCUCAAAACUCUCAGCCCAAGCCCCCCCUCCCCUCCCUGCACUGCACUGCCCUGCCCUUUGCUCCACCCCUGGCUCUCCGAGUCAGCCUGUAUCAUAGUCAACUCUGAGGCCUGCCAAAGUGCUGCCAGGCGUCACCGGGACAACAACAAAUCCCUUUGUACUCUUUUUACUUUCCUCUCUCUGUUUUCCUUUCUCGUCUGUCUCUCACCGACCCUCUAACUCGACCCAGUUACUCCCCUCCGAGCUCAACGAUGACCUGAAACAUGGGGCUACGCUGACCUGUUUUUGAAAAAAAAAAAAAAAAAAUUACCUUUGAGAUCCACACCGAACAUUCUUCGGGGAGAAGUGGUUUAGUACAAACUAUAAAUAGGAACGACAUCACUGAAAAUGCCGUAACAAAAUCAGACGAGUCAAGGAAGACAUCCGUGUUGUUGACUUUGAGCCUUUUGUCUGUUGAACACACAUUAUUUUCUACAAGUGUUAAUUUCUUGACUCCGCUGCUUUUGGUUUUGCUCUUUGUAAGACAUUGUACUUGACUUAAAGCGAGUUAUUCUGAAACAGAUUUAAGUGAUUUUCUUUGAAUCAGAGGCAGUUGUAAUUGAAUUAUUUGAUUGUUAGCGUUGUAUCUUCUUGUCAGUGUGAGACAGUUACUUUAGAUCAGAUGCUAAAAAUCCCCGGAGGAAAAUGGAAAAACGCAUCUCAAUUCAGUUUCAUCGCAUCUUAUUCCACAUCAGUCAUUUCUCUGAAGUGUCGGAACAAUCUCAGCCCGCUCUUGUUGUGUCAGACAUCCAUCCCUGUCAUUCUCAAGGGUUAAUCACAAUCUUUGAUGUCAGUUUGUCUCAGCUCAGCUCAGCAAUCCCACGAUCUGUUUUGCCUUUUCUCAUAAUUUGCGUCGCUGUGAGAAUGGGUGUGCUGUGAAUUAAUGAAGGUGAUGCAGCAGGGCCAAGUUCUUCUCACUCAUCAGCAGAGUUUUGCAUCUUUGGUUUGAUGAGGAGAAAUUACACUGUCACCCAGGCGUGAGAGAUACAGAGAGAGACGGAGCAGGUUAUCUAUCCAGUAGCCCCCUCAUAUUUCACAACAAGCACAAGAUAUGACAAGUUCAUGCGCAGAGUUUGGGUACACAAAAAACACAUAUGUCUUUUUUUUAUUUUAUUUAAUAUUUCACUUUCAGCCUUUUAAAACUUUCUUAAAGUUGGUUCUGCGUUGGUGGUGAGAUAAUCCGUUCCCAAUCUGUCUCUGUCAACAGUCAUUUAUCUUCACCAUGAAGUCAGUCUGUCAGAAACCAAGAAGUUCUGUUUGUUUAAAUUGGGGCUGUCAAAAGAUUACAUUUUUUAAUCACGUCUAAUCGCUGGAUUUCAAUACUUAAUCGCAAUUAAUCACACUUGUUUAAUCACAGGUUUAAUAAAAUUCCAUAAUUUUGCAUGUCAAAACAGUUUUGAGGUCCAUAUUAAGAAGGUGAGGCAAUUCUUACCACAGUGUUUUGGUUGGGAAUCAAAUGAAUGCAAAGAAAUUUACUUUAUGAGCCUAACUUUAAAAUGUGUUUCUUUCAAAUCAGUGCUGCACUGCACCAACAAUGAAAGAGACAAAAUUGCAGCAUACAGUUAACCCUCUGAGACCCACAUACUGUAGACCCAUUUUUGCGUUUUGUUGGCAGGGGGCAAGGGAGCUUUUUGGGGGGAGAUAGCAGGUCAGCAGUAUAUGCCACACAGUAGUGAUAUAUAUCACCUGAAAGCUGGAAACCUGAAGAGCAAUUUGAGAUGCAGCUCAGCACUGUGUGUCAAGUUUUUCUACUCAUAAAUUUGUAAUAAACACUGCAAAAAAAGUGCAUAGUUUGUGCCCAAAACUGUGUGGGACUGGCAUAAAGUGGACAUGUCUAUAAACAGGAGACUUGUGGGACCCACAGAGUCGAUUGUCAUUCAGAUACCUUGAGGUGGGAGGUCAAGGAACCUCUGUGAAAACAGCCAUGCUGUUUUUCCCUCACCAAAAUUUGCCUAACUUUGGAGCGUUAUUUAGCCCCCUUCCUUAGAAGUUAGCUUGGUACCACUGGAUUCCUAUGAUACCUGUAUAAGCCCCAGUAUCAGGCGUCUAUAGCUUCUGAAAGACAGGCAGCGGCGAAAAUAGCAGCACGCGAUUAACAGGAUUUUAAGAAAUUAAUACCUUAUGUUUGGACCUCCUAAUCAAAUCGCGAUAAUGUAUUUGCAAUGACCACAAUCUUUCCUUCCUCUUUGUCUUCAUCGCACUGAUCGGGGCAGCAGGUCAGAAAACAUCCAGAUUGGUCAUUUGAGAUUGCACUGACAGAUUACACCAAAUGGUCGAUUACUUUUCACUCUCACUGAUUUUAAGACUCAAAGCUACAGUAGGUAACUUUUAUAAAAAAAAUAACUUUGUGCCAUAUUUGCUGAAACUGUCGAUACAUCCUGACGGUAGUGCAUGACACAGGUAAUCUGUGAAAAAAUCACUUCUAGUGCUCCUAAUGGCAUUUGCAAGAAUACUCUGCACCUGAAUAAAAACCAUCAAUCAAAGCCAGGAGGAGUCUGUAACGCAGUGUCAGUCAAUGCUCAUGCACACACUGUGCUGCCAACAACAGCGUCCACAGCAAAUACAAGGAAAUAGAAGACGAGCAAUGACCUUCUUCUGUGAAAGUGAAAGCAAGCUUUUCGUCACAGGUCCUCCUUUGUGUACUUGUCCGCUGUUGUUGGCAAAGGAGGGAUGGGGCAGUUUCUUUAAUGCUGGUGGUUGUUUCUGAGGCAUUGUGUUAGCAAAGCUCCUCCAGAAGCCGACUGAAGAUAUAAAGCUUAAAUGAGUGAGAGCAUGCGUGGGGAGGAGGAGGCUGGCGCAGCGUGUGCACGAGCACUGAUUAACACUGAGUUGGAGACUCCUGCUAACUCUGAAUGUUUGAGUGUUCAGGUGCAGUGGAUUCUUGCAAAAGUUAUUUUUUUAUAUAUAUAAAAGCUACCCACUGAACCUUUUAACCUGCAGUCAAGAACUUUUAUCCUUCUUCCACACUCGUGUCCUGGCUUGGUUUGGCUUGGUUUGAAUUGGCCCGUCAUCCUAGUGCAGCAGGGAUUCGCUUCUCCAUUACAGCGGGGCAGGUAAAAGUUUACCUGAUGUAGAUGAACUGUUUGCAGAGGUGCAGUAAGAGCCUGUUUAGAGCUCUUCAUCGACAUCUCUCUGUGACAGUUUCUGCUUAUACUCUUCCUCCUUGCGCUAGUAGCUUUGUUUUUAUGAAAGAAAAGCCGCCAAGAAAUGACUAAUCCUGUGAUAAAAAAAUUUCAUUUCCUUUAGAUUCUUCACAAUAAAAGUCCCGUUAUUUUGGUAUGUAGACGCUUUUAUUGUGAAGCAGCAACCACAGAGAUUCAGUUAUAAGUUACAAAAGUACUGAGAGCUGAACUCACAGAGACUUCUAAAAACAUCUGUCUCUUUGGUGUCCAGCACAGACAGAUGUGAGUUGAGUCUCACACACAGGGGUUGUCAGUUUGGCUGCAGUGGGCAAGACGUUACCGCUCCCCGCUUGUAGACAGUCAGGCACGCAGUCGGCCCCUCUCUGGAGAAGGAGCAGGAAGGUCCAGCUCCAGUGCAGCUCGGCGUGGUAUGGCGUGUUAAAACUGACAAAGGAAAAGCAAAUCAGUGCCACGUGGUUUGACUCAGUGCCUCCAAAAUUUGGUAACACAGCAGAUAUUGAGCAACAUUGGCAUUCACUGAGUGUCAUGUGUCGGACACCUAACAAAUGUAAGACAGAUGAAAGAGGCUAAAACACAGCAUCAAGCUGAGGGAACUACAGCGUUGUGUUCUCAGUGGGCUUGUCUCUACAAGCAUCGCCUACAAAUUGUUAUCUGAUCGAUUGUUAAUCUAACGAAAUCUACAGCUCUCUGCGGAUAAAACCAGCCCUCCAAACCAGGAUGAGUUGGGGAACAGGCAUGAGGACUAAAGCCUAAUUCUGAUGACUGUUGGAUCAUGAAUCAAAGCUGUGUGCACAGGGUGUGAUGAUGAAUAUCCUGCGAGGCAGAAGACACGGAGAUGCUGAGAACUCUCUCAUCUCAGUGUGCGUGUGUGUUUGUGUGUUGAUGAUUGAGGAUGUUGACAGUGGCUGCGGUCCCAGAGGAUGAUGAUAGAGAGGGUCAGCAGAGAUUAAGGCUUCCCAUUUCUGGGGCAGACUCGAGUCUCAGAGCCGCUCACACCUGUGCUCGCUUCUGCCGCGUGUCCUGCUUUAAAGAGAGGAUUGAGACGGAUAGAACAAGCGCUUUGCUCUCUUUCCUCCCCUUUUACUGCCGGGUUAAAUUGGUGUUGUUUAAAGCCAGCACUUGAGGUUGGAGCUUCUGGGAUUAUGUCCCAAACACUGACUCCAGCACUUUUAUCCUUUAUGUUUCUCCCUCUUGUUCUUCCCUUUUCCCUUCACCGCCUUUCACUUUAGUGCUUUUCAUUUAUCUUCCUCACUCCACAUUCUUUUCACUGUCACUGUCUAUUUACAAUAGAAAAGUGGUGGAGGACCUAAAUUCAGUUUAACCAGCUCUUUAUUGGCGAAAGAGGACCGUCGGUGUCUUCAGCCGCCUCUCACGUAUCUUGUAAAAAGACCACUAAAGCAGGAUCAGGUUAUAUAAAGUCACAGGAGGUAAGAAAAUCCAUCCUGUGCACAUUAAUUCUCUGCCUUUGUUUGUCUCCUCUCACCUUGGCAAUGACAACACUCCUCCGCACGGCGAAGACAAGUGAACCUACACCUUUGUAUCAGUUUAAUUAAUCUACUGCAUGCCUAAUUAACAAGUUGCAUUAUCUGCAGAACGGCGAAGCUGUGAUGACAAGGGAGGGGUUAGGCUGACGGACAGCCAGUGGAGGGUUUAGGGUGACGGGCAGGAGACCCAGAGAACUGUCACAGCCGUCAAACCCCUGUCGUUUCUUCGAUGUCAGGCUGCAACACGGCUUUUUUUUUUCUGUCUGUCCGGGAAAAUGGAUUGAGCACGGGUGGUUGAAUGAAAGGGCAGACAGAAGCCCCUCGCACUGUAAUUCAGAUCAGAGUUGAUGCCCAGUGACAGUGUAAUUACAGCUGUGUAAAGGCUCAGCUAUGUGACAGGAGUUAAAAACUUUUGAAGAAGUGAUGAAGUGAGCAACUGAAUUUUUGGGCGCGCAGAGCAGAGAGCACGAGGAGACAGGAUUGGACAAAAUUAGAUUAAUUAAGACGAGUUAAAAUGCAUACUAACGCUUCAGUUUGUGUUGAGGUUUAAAAAAGUAAUCUGAUGUUUAAUCCCCUGUUCUGUGUUUCCUUAUCCCCUUUUCCUCACCCCUGCGGAGAUCUUUAGGCCUAUCACAAAAACACCAUAGAUCCAUAUUAAACUUACUUUCUUUGUCAGUUUGAAUUAAAUAUCAAAGGUAAACCGCAGCGAACAGCUUGAGAGAAACCCACUGUGUCACACACCAGCACCAUCAUCCAACUUCUGGGAGGGGAUUACCACAGUCGGGCCCAUCUCAGCCACUUGCCCGUUAACAUUACUCUCCUGAUAGCCACAGACAGACAGUCGUUAAGAGAAGUCAUUAAGGAAACACAGCCUCAGAAAAAUACUUAGGAACACAGCCUCUGAUUGGUACGACAAAGGCAUCACUGAGCUUAGAGAGAAGCUGCUGGUCCUGUUUGCCCUGGAUCCUCCAUCAGCUCCAUCUUCACUAUCACACCCAUAAGAUACAAGUGAGAAAGUAAUUCCAGAGAUAUUUAAUGUAACUUUAAAGGCAGAAUUAUACCUGUGCAUCAGCAUUUAUACUUGUAUGGUGGUGUGUCUGUGUCACUCUGCAGUUACACCUCCUAAACACUAGCUGGCGGCUGGGUUUCUGUGAAGUGCUGUAAAGUUUGGUUGAUUAAAAACACACAUUAAACACACAUUAAACAUGGCUUAAUAGAGACAAUUUCAAACACAAGUACACAAAUCAGCUUCACUAUAACUUGCAGGAUUCACAGACAAACACUUGUCUUUAUCUGGACACAUUUUCCCCACAAAUACAACAUGCUAAUGUUUUUAGCACAAGCCUAUGGCAUUUUACAUUGUAUAAAUUAGCCUAGUUGCUAGCAGACUUUUCCUCUUCUCAUAUGAAACCAGGGGCAACAGCAAUAUUUAACAGAGGUAACGUUACAAAAUUCAGCUCCAUUACAACUCACAAGGUUCACUGACAAAACAACUGUCUUAUACUAAACACAUUUUCCAAACAAAUAUAACAUGCUAACGUUAUUAGCACAAGCCAAUGGUAUUUUACAUUGUAUAAAUUAGCCUAGGGAUUUCCUCUACUUAUAUGAAGUAAGGAUAAAUCAUGUAUAAGACUUAACAUGCUAUUUUGUGGAGGCUUUAUUGUCUUCACUGUUUAUUGUUUCUCAUCAGUGAUAAAGUAAAUAAAAGCUUUGUUUCAUGGUUUUUAGCUUACAAAAAUAAACAGGAGGUCUGCGUCACUGUGAGGUGUACUUACAUUUCUGUGGAGGUGUAGUAUAGGCUAUGGCGUCGACGGAGUAGCCCACGCAGAAGUAUAAAUCCCGCUUAAGUCCUGUACGACAUCAGUAACCCGAGAGUUAACCUCUAUAGUAUCCAGUAUUUCAGAGUUUUCCAUUCAGUUCUGUUUAAUGCUCGGUGGUGAGACCGAAGCACACAAGCAGCUCAGCUGGAGAAGCUCCACUUCAGAGAUCCAUUACACAGUUUAUUUUCAGAUGACCUUACAUUAGACAUCACAUUUAUUUCUCACUUGCCCUAUUGGACAACUGCAUGAGGCGUUACACUCCCCUGAACACAGAGUUUCACCUCUAUUAUUUCACAUUUUGCAUUUUUUCGUAAAAUAUAAAAGGUUAGUAGCGGUUAAAGGGUGUCGGGCCGUCGAAAGCAGAAUUAACCAAAACUGACAUCCCUGGUUUGAAUUGAUUUCCACUGAUAAUGCUCUGGUUUUUCAUCAAACUUUUACCAAGCAGCCCAAAAUAUAAUAGACCCCUGGGCUAUGUGUGUGUGUGUGUUUGUGUCAUCCUUGUAAGGAGACAGCUUGCUUUCGGCCCGUCCUCUGGAUACGUUAUUGCUCGGUCUCGCUUUCUUGCGAAGGUGCCAAACUUUUUCACAGCUUCCCUCUGACGCUCUCAAACUCAACGCUUUUAACUAUUGAAUUCACGGGAAAACGCACAUUUUCACACACUUUUUUUUCUCUUCAUAUUUCAAACACUUUGACCCACACUCUCUGAAGUGUUUGUCUCGUUCUUCGCCUUUAACUCCCUCUUUUCAUCUCCCUGCCUCACCCCCUGUCGCCUCUCCUCAUUGGUCUUUCUCGCAGAAGCCCUGAGGGCGAGCAGAUAGACAGAGAUGAACCCUUAUUAUUGGGAGUCUUAAUUGUGAAGAUGAGUGAUUUAACAGAGGUUGCCGCCAGCUGUGUCUUGGCUCAGCAGCGAGCACCACGCCUGAGGGGAGAGCAGCGCGCAAACCACUGAACAUCUUCAGAGGCGGCACAGCCACAUAUCCUAAUUGUGACCGAGUCAUUCCCCUCACUCUCUGUCUUCUGAGCUCAGCAGAGAUGAGAUAAGGGUGGGAUGAGGCGAGCGCGUCUCGACGUCUCGGUGUGCUUGUAGCUGUGACUGUUUGAUUUCACUCUGUCUGAACAGUGGCGGCGAGAGCACAGCUUGUUUAAAUUAGUUGUAUAUGUUGUGACAACACGUUGGUUGUGAGGAAGUGUGUGACUGGUUGAAUCAGUGUGACAGGAGUGAUACAGACAAAGUCAGAGGAAAUUGUCUUUGCCUUGUGUCUCAAAAGCAGCAGCAGGUGGUAGCAGCAGCAGUGUUCAUACACAGCGAUAUAAUUUUCUUUUCAUUUCUUUUCACCCCAAAAAACCAAACAUUAUAACAAAUAAAAACUGUCAAGGUGAGAAGAAAAGAACUGAAAGGGGAUUAAAGAAGUCAGACCUAAUAUCCAAAUAAGAAAUGAGACAGAGCAACAAAAAAGAGCUAAUUAGACCUCCUCAAAGUUAAUAACAAGAACCUACGAGGCGUAUAAACGAACAAGUCUGCCUGUCAGACUUUAAGUUCUUGACACUGAAUUUUGCAGCUGAUUUGACGACUGUGGCUAGAAGAUUUUACCAGCUCUAGCUAGCUAGCUAAUUACGCUGCUAAAGUUUCCUGCUGACUGGUUUUAAAAUCAAAAGCCAUGUUAAAGUGUCGUAAAGGUCCAGUGUGUAAGAUUUUGGGGGAUAUAUCGGCAGGAAUGUGAUAUAAUUAUAUGAUGAGAAUGUUUUCAUUAGUGUAUGAUCACCUGAAAAUAAGAAUCAGUGUGCUAUCGUUACCUUAAGCCCCAUUUCCACACAGUUCAGUUCAGUUCGCUUUUUUCCUGUUUCCACUGUGAAAAGUUGUGGAUGGUAUCAAUAGAACCGUUCCGUACCGUCCCCAUGUUUGGUCCCCCCUCUGUUGGGGUACCCAGCACACAGAUCUGGUACUAAAAGGUGGAGCUGUGAACACUGCAGUCUGUUGAUUGGUCAGUAGAGGGCGGUCACUCUGCUCAGAGUUGUGUCUGGUUUUGAGGCUCAUGUAACCACUGUUCAUACCGUGGAGAGUUUUAUUAGUAAACUGUUACUAUAAAAUGAAAAGAUGUUUUGCUGCCUCUCACAGCAGCUGGAGUCUGAGAAAAAAUAAUUUCAUUCACUGGGCCGACUGCCGUCAACUUUUAAGGUGGAACGUUAACUUGUUAUGUUAUUGGAUGCAUGAGGUGACGACGUGAAUCCAUCAGCACACCUUAAAUUUCAACUUUGACCAUUCCAUUAGUUUUUAUCGUCUCUCUUGAAUGACAUAGAGUUUUAGCAAUGAGUGGAUCUUUCAACCAGAUUAUGUGAACUGCAUAUAUUCUAAUCCUCACUCAGAAAAAAAAAAAAGUGUCACAGAGCGUCAUUCCUGUGGGCUACAGCAACACUAAACCCCUGAGCUUGCCUGGAAAGGACUAAAUGCACAAAGCUGCAAUUUUUAAAUAACCCAUGGAGAGAGACUCUCACUGCAGCCUGUUUUAUUUUGUUCUGAAAAUGUUGGCAUGCAGCCUCAUUCUGUGGACGAUAAACGAGGUGCAGACUGAUAAAGGAGGAAAUACAGUGAGUGCUGGACGGAGCAGUGACUGACAACAACCCCGCCCACAUUUAAGAGUCCUGUUUGCAGUGGAAACGCUAGGGUCUAGGUACCAUGUCUGAAGGGUUACUUUUGGUUCCAAAGGUACCAUACUGAAAGUAUUUGGUUGAAACAGGGCUUAUGUUUCAUUAGCCUACAAAAAGAAUGUUUUUUAAGAUGAGGACUAUUGUGUUUCGCAAACAUAACGUUUGGAGUUGCUGGAGUGUAGCCUAUCGCAGUGGAUGCUCAAGUCGGGAACUGCCUCUUUUUUUUUUGUUACAUAACCUUUGAUCCCUCAAAAUAAUGUGGCAUGGCAGGAAUGCGAGGUUACUACUGAGCUAGUUAGCCAAAUACGCUAACAAAUGCAUCUCAUGUCCGAGCAGACAACCAGGCUCCAUCCAUCCCUUUGUGUUCCAUAUAUAUUGUCAAGAGAUGUAAGCGACAGAUGAACAGUUCUCUUUGUACAUGUGUGGACUGUUUGCAAACCGUGUGAAAGAUAACUGAGAGUCUCUGUUCCCUUCAUGUACUGUAACAACUGUCCGUGACUGUAAACCUGAGGCAUUUCGACACAGCGCUCGUCCGCAAUGACAACCUGAUAAGAGCAGUAGAGGCUGUUGUCCUCAGUCACACACAGACAGACUAUUGAUUUCACGAUUAGGCCGUCUGUCCUGGCCUCCUAUUAAGUCUGUCGAUGGCAUCGACGGCGCAAUAGCAUCGACUGACCGCUGGAUGUUUUCGAAAUGACACAGAAAGCAGACUGUCAUAGCUCACUGCUGCCUCUGCAUAAUUUGCAUCAUUAUCUUCUGCUCAUUAGACUUUUCAACACUCCUUUCCACUUGUGGUCUGCUGCAUCACUUCUUCACUGCUCGGUAUAUAAUGCACAGGAACACCCCCGGUGGUGUUUGUACGACAUGGCGUCUCUGUCUGAUAAUGAGUUGAGACAAUUUAUCAUCGUUGACAAAACCAGCUGCAUUCUGUUGGGAUGCAUGAAUGGGGAGAUGUUAGAGUGAGAGAAUGAGAAAUGAAAGAGACAAACGCAGAGCAGGAAUCAAUGACAAACACUUCUCCUCUGUGAUGUAAAUACUCUGAGGUUUUUCUCUUUUCUUUUUUAAAAAAAAAUCCAUUUAGACUCUGGGUGUGUUUGUUGCUUAGCCUCUCUGGACCAUAUUCACACAGCCUCAGUGGAUCCAAAGCCCAUCUCCCCCUCUCGCAAUUUCUCACUUCUGCUCACACACACACACACACACACACACUGCUGCUGCUUUAAACUGCUGCAUCACAAAACCAGAGACGCUCUGGUCUGCAGGUGAGCCAGAAGCGAGGUGAUACUUUUACCCUGCAGUAAAAAAAAAAACACAUCACUUCUUUGGCUCUGUUCCCUGCACAACACUUCAGUCUGCAGCUAACUGUGUGUUCACGUCGACUGUGAACACACAGACAACAUGACUGCGACUGAGCCCGCCUGUGACAGCUGUGUGAGUGUGGUCCAUGAGUAUUUAUCCAUAUUUAUUGAUGUAUGUUCUUAUGAAUUCCGGUCCUGUCAUUGUAUUAUAUUCUUUACAAGACAAAUGAUCAUUAAAGGAAACCCUUGUUUGGAUCCG